Thermothelomyces thermophilus ATCC 42464 is the source of this 1587-nucleotide messenger RNA. RefSeq lists its product as uncharacterized. The coding region runs from base 1 to 1587 and encodes 528 amino acids. Gene Ontology annotation, cellular component: nucleus. The transcript has 3 exons. Gene Ontology annotation, biological process: regulation of transcription by RNA polymerase II. The record is from RefSeq and is a predicted model, not a curated record. NCBI's taxonomy places the organism in Eukaryota, Fungi, Ascomycota, Sordariomycetes, Sordariales, Chaetomiaceae. Gene Ontology annotation, molecular function: RNA polymerase II cis-regulatory region sequence-specific DNA binding; DNA-binding transcription factor activity, RNA polymerase II-specific.
AUGGAUCGCCAUACACCGCCAUCCCCGGCGCCGACCAAAGCCGAACCACUCCCGACCGGCUUCCACGAGCUGAUCCAGCAUAAUGCCUCCGCGUCUUACCCUUGCGGAAUGAUCCAUGCCGAGUCUAUCCAGGCGCACUCGCAACCAGCUUCGAGAUACGGAACGCCGGAUGACAGCCCUUAUGGGCCCCUUCCAGAGCCGUACGGCACUCCGGCAACCUCGCCGCCAACGCCGUCGCGGGGGUCGGACGUGGCGAGCGGUCGGAGCAACGUUCGGGGAGAGGCUAGCGCGAAGAUACUGGGUCCCCGGAGCACGCGCAUCGAAAAGUCGACGCCGAAGAGGAAGAAGGAGCGCGCCAGGCCGCUCAAGAACAUGCCAGUGCUGGACAAGCCCAUGAGCGAGCUGACCAAGGGCUCGUCGAUCCCGAUUGCCGACAUCGAGGCGUACGUGAACCGGCCAGCCGAGGUCCGGCGGCAGGAGGUCGAGACGGGGAAGAAUCCCGGCAGGGUCAAGCGGCCGAUGAACGCCUUCAUGCUGUACCGGAAGGCGUACCAACAACGCGCCAAGGAGUGGGCAUCGCAGCACAACCACCAGGUCGUGUCUCGGGUGUGCGGUCUGAGCUGGCCGUUAGAGCCGGAGCACGUCCGGCAGCAGUUCAAGUUCUGGGCCGACACGGAGCGCGACAACCACCAGAAAGCCCACCCCAACUACAAGUUCACCCCAGCCAAGCCGCACAAGCCGCCGCCCAAGUUCGAUGCCGAGUAUGGCGAGCAGAGCGACGGUUCCGACCUGGAGGACUAUGACUGGGCUGGCGUGGCGGACCAGGGGAUACGGUCAGCAACCCACACGCCCGGCGCCGACAGCGACUACAUCCCGACCCGCUCCGUCUACGCGGCAGCCCACCCGCAUCCGAACCAGUUCGCGGGGACGCACCCGCUGAGCAUGCUGCGCCACACUCGGUCGACCGGACUCGGCUUCGACCCCGGGAAGCCGUUGCCGGGCAUGUACGACGGCCUGCAAGCGCAGUACUAUGAGACGCACAUGCGCAACCAGCACCACCAGCAGCGCCACCAGCAGCCCGGUGCCGGCGAUGAGGUCUUGAUGCACAGGACCCCAUCCCCGAGCCUCGCUUUCCAGCAGCCGACAGCCGCCGGCCUGCAUCCAUACUACGACCUCGACCAGUACCAACAAAAGAUCGAAUCGCAAGUGGCCCAGGCCCAAGCCCAGGCCCAGUCGCAGUCGCAGCCCCAUCAACACCAGCAGCAGCACCAUGCCCACCACCAGUUCGAGCAUCGCAUAGACCCGUCGCUGCUGUCACAGGAGGGUUCCAUCUUUGACGCAGGCAGUUUCAACGGCCUCCCGAGCAUGUUCGGCGGUAGCCUGGGCGCGGCGACUCAGCAGACCUGGCAGGCGACGCAGCUGGCGUCAGCUACCGAGGCCGACGGCCAGUUCUCCAACGCCUUUAUGGGUCUCGCGGAGCCGCUGUCUCUCGAGCAGCAGACCCAGUUCCUGGGAGGUGAAUGGCAGGUCGAGCCCCUGCCAGACGCUGCGCACUUGGACACCAGUUGGGUAGAUCAGAAGGACUGA